Drosophila sechellia is the source of this 1349-nucleotide messenger RNA. RefSeq lists its product as uncharacterized. The transcript is spliced from 2 exons. Bases 825 to 1349 code for a protein of 174 amino acids. Lineage: Eukaryota; Metazoa; Arthropoda; Insecta; Diptera; Drosophilidae. The record is from RefSeq and is a predicted model, not a curated record.
UGUACAUUAUAUUGGCAUUGCGCAUACGCCCCGUUGGCGGUGCAGCAGUUAGUGUAUCACCAUUUGCUUGCUACUUCCGAAAAUAGAUUCUUAAUUACACUCGCCAACUGCAAUUGGCAAAAUGAUUUUCUACCACUACUGCUACUAGCGAUCGAUUAAUCGAUUUUUAAUUAAGGCGGAUUAUAAGGCCAAUGUCCUGUCUUCUCAAUUAUUCAAGCGAAUGUUUAAAGCUCGUUACGUCAGUCGAAGUCCAAGAUAAAGUGACCUAGAUAUCGAAAGGGUUGUGUGGUGUGUUCUUAACUGUGAAACUAAAACAAUUGUAAUUUAAUCAACUUCUUAAAUACGAAGUGCCAAAAAGUGGUAUUCAGUAUGAGAUACCUUAAUCCGCUUCUAAAAACUGCAGGAAAAAUUCGUUUGAUUGAAUAUAUAAAGCAAACACACGCAGCGUAGCGAUUUGGUAACCUGUUCCCAUUCGCCCCCAAUGCAAUUGUUUUUAAAAAACGAACAUUUCGCAUGAAAACCUGUCUAAAAAGGAGAACCCCGAAACCAAUCAAUAUCUGCAGCUCUUGCCAUUCUGUUUGAGUGCCAAUUCAGUGCCACGAAAUUACAAAAACCCAAAGUGGAUUCACAGCAGAGAAGGGGUCGCAAAUAAUUUGAUUUAGCUAUUGUGUGCUCCAAUCAUAAAAACUGAAAACCAUAUCGCUAUUCUACACAUUCAGCGCUAUAACGAAAUGACUGCGAUAAUCGUUAUGGGUUUUUAAUAUAUUUUAUUUGGGUCGACAUUCAGCUUUCAGUGAAUGCUCAGUUAAUUUAGUUAUAAUCCAAUGAUUGACCACAGCAUAUCUAUCACAGUUUUUGUGAGUCUUUGCGUGAUUACAAUGGGAACGAUGGCGAAAGAGCAGAAAAUGAAAGCGGUGUGCUUGGGCUUGGAAUUGAAAUACAAUAGAUCAAAUGUGGAAUACUUUGGCUUGGUUCCAGGUGAAUCUUCCAUGAUGAUGAUAAACUCAACCAAGUGGUUUAAAAACAUCUUUUUGGACAAUCGAAUUGAGAACGCGGGAUCAAACAGAACCAUUUACAAUAUCAAAAACUUGGCCAUCUGUAACUUCUUAAAUAAUCGCAUGAUGUCCAAGGUAUACUCGGUGAUCUAUGAAGGAUUUGUGGGCAAUUCCACGGUAUUUAGAUGCCCCGUCCAGCCAGGUGUCUACUACCUGAGCAAUAGUGUCAGAGAAGUCGAGGUGCCCAUGUUUCAUCCACCGGGAAUGUUUCGAUUAUAUGUCAAACUAAAGGCUGAAAAGGAGGGCAAUAUGCUCACAGAGCUCAACUGGCGAUAUCGUGUUAGGCGUAUAUGA